Messenger RNA from Monodelphis domestica (gray short-tailed opossum), 5032 nucleotides. It is a transcript of the gene DUSP16, whose product is annotated as dual specificity phosphatase 16. Gene Ontology annotation, cellular component: nucleus; cytoplasm. Lineage: Eukaryota; Metazoa; Chordata; Mammalia; Didelphimorphia; Didelphidae. Gene Ontology annotation, biological process: peptidyl-tyrosine dephosphorylation; negative regulation of MAPK cascade. The record is from RefSeq and is a predicted model, not a curated record. Gene Ontology annotation, molecular function: protein tyrosine/threonine phosphatase activity; MAP kinase tyrosine/serine/threonine phosphatase activity; MAP kinase tyrosine phosphatase activity.
GGAGAGAAGCCGGGCCAGCGUUGGCGGCGGCGGCGGCGGCUCCUCGGAAGGGGAAGAGCCCCCGGGAGACGGACGCGGGUGACAACUUUCGUUUCUUCCCGGGAGAGCGAGGGAAGCGCAGGAGAGAGGUUGGGGAAAAGCUCUCAGUCUCCCGUAAAGCUGCCCGUGCGAGGGUGCCGAGGUAAAAAAAGGAUGAUGUAAUGCAGGGGUAGCCCGAAAGCAUCCUUUGUUGGAGUCGUGAAAUGGUUACUCCAGUCAUCUCUUUAUGAAUCAAAUGUGAGGGGCCGCUUUGUGGAAUGAGCCUUUUGUAACAGCAGAUCCACGGGAAAGAGAAAGAGACAUUCACUUGGAGGACUCUAGCUGAAAAUGGGUUUAAGUUUCAUUUUGCCAGUCGCUACCAGGCUGACCUCAUACAUCUUGGGCACAAUGGAGUGGCUAAACCUUUGAGUACACAACCAUUACAUCAUCGUUGCAAAUUAAAAGGGAGGUAAUAAAAGAGGACUGAUUGUUGACAUGGCUGAUGAGAUGACUGGGACUCCAAUUGUUACCGAGAGGUUGGUGGCUCUGCUCGAAAGUGGAACCGAGAAAGUCCUCCUAAUUGAUAGCCGGCCCUUUGUGGAAUACAAUACGUCCCACAUUUUGGAAGCCAUUAAUAUCAACUGCUCCAAGCUGAUGAAGCGCAGGCUCCAGCAGGACAAAGUGUUCAUUACGGAGCUCAUCCAGCACUCUGCCAAACACAAGGUUGACAUUGAUGGCAAUCCAAAGGUGGUGGUAUAUGAUCAAAGCUCUAAAGAUGUCGCCUCUCUCGCUUCCGACUCUUUUCUGACUGUACUCCUGGGUAAACUGGAGAAGAGCUUCUCCUCUGUGCACCUCCUUGCAGGUGGGUUUGAUGAGUUCUCCCGUUGCUUCCCCGGCCUCUGUGAAGGAAAAUCUUCGUUAGUCCCUACCUGCAUUUCUCAGCCCUGCCUACCCGUCACCAACACUGGGCCAACCCGAAUUCUACCGAAUCUUUAUCUCGGCUGCCAGCGAGAUGUCCUCAACAAGGAGCUGAUGCAACAGAAUGGGAUUGGUUAUGUAUUAAAUGCCAGCAAUACCUGUCCAAAGCCUGACUUCAUCCCCGAGUCUCACUUCCUGCGAGUGCCAGUGAAUGACAGCUUUUGUGAGAAAAUUUUGCCAUGGUUAGACAAAUCAGUCGAUUUCAUUGAGAAAGCAAAAGCUUCCAAUGGAUGUGUGUUGGUACAUUGCUUAGCUGGAAUUUCUCGAUCGGCCACAAUUGCUAUUGCCUACAUCAUGAAGAGGAUGGAUAUGUCCUUAGAUGAAGCCUACAGAUUUGUGAAAGAAAAAAGGCCAACUAUUUCUCCAAACUUCAAUUUUCUGGGCCAACUGCUGGACUAUGAGAAAAAGAUUAAGAGCCAGACUGGAGCCCUGGGUACAAAAAGCAAGCUUAAAUUUCUGCACCUAGAGAAAGCAAGUGACUUUGUGGCCACGGUUUCAGAAGGUGCCCAGAAGAGUGAAACCUCCAUUGGUACCAACUCUGCUACCUCAGAUCCCAUGGGGCAGAGGUCCGUGCACCCUGCAAGUCUUCCAGGCAUGCAGCUAGCAGCAUUUGAGGAUAGUCCUCUGGUACAGGGAAUCAACGGACUCCACAUGUCUUCAGAUACACUAGAAGACAGCAACAAACUCAAGCGUUCUUUCUCUCUAGAUAUCAAAUCCAUUUCGUACUCCUCUAGCAUGGCGGCCUCUUUACAUAGUUUCUCCUCAUCGGAGGAGACCCUGGAAUACUACAAACCCUCCAGCGCAUUGGAUGGAAGCAGCAAGCUGUGCCAGUUCUCUCCAGUUCAGGAAGUGUCUGAACAGACCCCAGAGACCAGCCCAGACAAGGAGGAAGCCUCCAUCCCCAAGAAGACCCAGACUCCUUGGCAGUCGGAAAGCCAGAACAAGAGGCUGCACCCUGGAAGAAGCAAUGGCAGCAACACUGCCCAGAGGCCCCUGCUAUCCCCUCUGCACCGAAGUGGGAGUGUAGAGGACAACUACCGCACCAAUUUCGUGUUCGGCCUUUCUACAAGCCAACAGCAUCUGGCCAAGUCCGCGGCUGGGCUGGGCCUCAAGGGCUGGCACUCAGACAUCUUGGCUCCCCAGGCUUCCGCCCCUUCCUUGACCAACAGCUGGUAUUUUGCCACUGAGUCCUCUCACUUCUACUCGACAUCAGCUGUCUACGGGGGCAGCGCCCGGUACUCCGCCUACAGCUGCAGCCAGCUGCCCACGUGCAGUGAUCAGGCCUUUUUGGUGCGCAGGCGGCAGAAGCCCAACGACCGAGCUGAUUCGAGGCGGAGCUGGCAUGAGGAGAGCCCUUUUGAAAAGCAGCUAAAACGCAGGAGCUGCCAAAUGGAGUUUGGAGAGAGCAUGAUGUCAGAAAACAGGUCACGAGAAGAACUGGGAAAAGUGGGCAGUCAGUCGAGCUUUUCAGGUAGCAUGGAGAUUAUUGAAGUAUCCUGAGAAACCAUGGAUAUGGGUGCGUGUGGACUCUAUUUGAAGAUUUUCAUCUUCCUCUUUAUGAAAAAGAAAUUCCCUGUAAAUCUGAAAUAUAUGUAGGGACGUAUAUAUUUUUGGAAAGUGGGGCUUUGGUGUAAAAGCUGUUUUCUCUUCCUGUAACGUCUCCAUGUGGGAGAGCAGCUAAUUUUUCUCCCAGUUAAAAGCGGAAGGGCACAUGUCGAAGCUUUUUCCCUGGACCGACGAAGCCUUCGUAUGCGAUAAAUUGCACAUCUUCUUGUUCUCAUAAAAGAAAGCUUUAUUGGUAAUAGAAGACGGCACCGUUUCCAAGUCGUGCUACUAAUAAUUCUCAGCAAUGAGUCCUUACCCGAUUCUUUCCCAGUGCACCUUAGCCCUGAAACUGAGCCAGCUUUGGGGUCAGGCGGGUAGACCCUGUUAGGGACAGAAACGCAGUAGUGAAUCCAAAAGAAAUAAGUGACUGCCACCGAGGCCCAUCUGAGCAUCAAAGCACAGUCAGUAAAAUCAGUGACAUGAAAUAGCCUUCUAACGGACGGGCCAAUAGGUGAUUUCCAAGAGCUGCUUGACAAAAAGCAAAAAACCAAGUACCUCACAUAGUACAAUUAGGGCUUUUACCACUACCCACUUCUGGUAGCCGGUCCUGCAAGCAUUGUGAAUAAGGAGUUAGCUAGUCAUACUUUUAAGGGCAAUUUAAGCUGUCCAUGCACAAAUUUCCAGUUGGGCCUAGAUUGUGAGUUUAAAAAAAAAAAGGUUUUAUUCUCUGGUUUGGGAAGGAAAAGUCUGAAAACCGUCUCAUAGUUCACUUAAAUAGCUAGAAAUCAGGCACUCUGCUGAUUUAAACGGCAACCAGCGCUUAGGCAAGUCUAUUUCCAUCCUACAGUUCAAGUUGAAACUUCAGAAAAGUGAGAUCACUAACCAUUGUGUUUUCUUUAAAACCAAACGUGUGUUGGGGGGCAACAGCAAUGGCUUGGGUAUUCUCGGCCAGUGGUGCGGGAUUUCCACCACUCAUUGCUGAAGUUUAGUCACCGUGCAACCUGAAGGCAUGGGAGGAUUUAUGGGGAAGAGAGAGCUUAGGGAAUGGGAGAAUGUAUCUCCUUCCCCAGCAGCAUUUCUUUCCUGAGUCUAGGGUUCCAAUGGUGGUGUCUACACUUUCCACAAUUAGAUUCUCAGAUUUAUCAGUCAAAGCAAGUUCAAAACAUCAAGUAGAGGAAGGGCUGGGGAACACUGUGGCAUUCUCUUCACAAGCAGUUCCCCAAACGUGAAAAGCCAUGUUUUUUGGGUAGAAGGGGGCAAGAAAAAAAGAGCACUUGGUCCUGAGCAGUAAUCACUGGAUGGCCAAUCACUCCAGGCAGCUGAAAAUAGAAAGUGAUAAUGGCAGGUAGGGAAGGGAUAUCACUUAUUUCCUUUUAAUCUUUAAACUUUUUAAGCUUGAGUCUUGUCAACUACAUUGUGGUCCUCAUUUGAAGCCUUAAUUCAUGUCAGCAACUUGGUUUGUGUUUUGUUCUGUUUUGUCUAUUUGUCUUUUUUUUUUUAUUCCUCUUCAAGGGUAGCUAGUUGCUGACUCAAAUCUCAGGUUUUUUAUAUGGUGAGAAAUGGACAGGUCUUUUUGACCAGGAUGUGACUUACAUUUCCUGUGGUGACUGCAAAAAUCCAGCCCAGAGCAGCACAACGCCAAGACGAGCGCAGUUACUCCCAAUGAGUGUGAGGGCUCCGCUGGUGGCCCGCUGGGUGUUUGGGCACUGCACGCGGGGAGGGAGGGCAUUGACCACCCCAGAGAGUGCCGCUGGGUUUCUGUACGUGGAGAGCUUAACGCAGACCCAUUCUCAAGGUGUCACGUGGACAGGCAUUCUGAAUGUGGCAUCUCUCGAGACAUAUCAACUCCUCAACUGCUCAGUAUUCAAGUUAGUGAAUGGAGCCGAGUCAUUCAUUGAUAGUAAUCAUCUAUACAGGGACAAUCGGGCAUCUCCAUCUCCGUCUGGAUGGUCACAUUUCUUCCGCUGUCGUUUCAGCCUUGUGGACUUUUCACAAAGAUUGGGAGGACUCGAUCUUUUCACGAAGGUGACCACCACGGAAGCCUGUCAACAGAAACCCAAAUCACAAAGCCCUCCCUGGCUUUCUGUUCCAUGCAGCUCUUGGCCAGGGUCACCCCAGAACUGUUGUGGAUUCUGUGGGGUGAGAGGGGGGCCUCCAGACCCCUCGGACAGCGCUGGGGGACACACACUCAAGAAUCCAGGCCUAGGGGAGACUGUAAAGCCAAUGUAGCGGUAGACAGGAUGGUGAUUCAAAACAAAACAAAAUCAAAACAAAAAACUACCAACUAGAGUUCUUCAAGAAAUGCUGGAAACGGUUUUAAGAUGUUUGUCAAAGUUAGGGGGCUGAUUCUGUAAAUGUUGAAUAUGAAUAUAAUGUUCUUUGGUGUAAGGCAAGCUACAGACGUGGUUAAAAAUUGUGCAUUUCUCACUUUGUGUCAUGAACAUUCUUGUAUGUUAAUAUGAGGAAUAAAAUCAGAAUUGGUACCUGUUUA